UGAUGAGCGAUCUGGACUCCUGCCUGGCCGGCCGUCCUCAAUCAGGAGCUACCCUUAUCCACAGAUAAAGGAGGAAGCAGCCCAACCUGUUUUCCUUUCCUCCUCCAUUUUCACCUUUAGUCUCUCUCUCUCCACACCGGAGGGAGAGACGGAGGAUUGAGGCUGUGUUUCCCUUCAGUCCGGCUCUUUUCUUGACUCUCCUCUACUUUGGAAGCUCAUUUUCAAAGUGGCUUCAGGAUAUUUACUGAGUCAAACAGGAACCUUCCUCCUCCGAAGGCAACAUGGGGUCCGAUGAGUCGUACAACUUUGUCUUUAAAGUGGUUUUGAUAGGGGAGUCUGGAGUAGGAAAGAGCAACCUUCUGUCUCGCUUCACCAAGAACGAGUUCAGUCACGACAGUCGCACCACCAUCGGUGUCGAGUUCAGCACGCGGACUGUUCAGCUGGACAACUUCACCAUCAAAGCUCAGAUCUGGGACACGGCGGGGCUGGAGCGCUACAGGGCCAUCACCUCAGCGUAUUACAGGGGAGCAGUCGGAGCGCUACUGGUCUACGACAUUAGCAAGCACCUGACCUAUGACAGCGCAGAGCGGUGGCUGAAAGAGCUGUACGACCACGCGGAUCCUCACAUGGUGGUGAUGCUGGUGGGAAACAAGAGCGACCUGGAGAGCCUCAGAACCGUGCCCACGGACGAGGCCAAAGUCUUUGCAGACAAAAGGGGUCUUUUGUUCAUGGAGACAUCAGCUUUUGACUCCACCAAUGUUGAAGCAGCUUUUAAUGAAGUUCUAACAGCGAUCCAUAGGAAAGUGGCCAGCAAAGAGGUGACCCGUGGCUCCAUCAGCGCCGUGACCCUGUCCAGCCCACUUGGACAGAGCAGCGAGGUGCAGGAGGAACACAAGGGCUGCUGCAAGAGCUCCUAACAGACUGCAGCCCCCCGUGAAGAUUUGAUCUGUGCAACGCUGAACCGGCGUCACGCCUGACUGUCGCUCAGGCAUGACGUCCACACACAGUCUGAAGUGUGAGGUGCCUGCUUGAUGCUUGAAGAGUCGAUGUUGCCACUUCUAAGUACGGGGUGUCCAUAAAGUCUCUUCACAAUUUUAAGAAUUUAUUACAAAGGCAGUUGAUAAGAUAUCUUAACCAGAGUUGUUUUAUUGUAAUCAGUGGUUGUCCAAGUUUUUUCUACCUCAUUUAAUACACCUCUAUAUGGGCACCAUUAGGUGCACAAAGCACAUCAAGACUGUACUCGAUUUCUUGCCAUGUUCGCUGUAGCCUAGCCUCAUCAAUGGUGGCAAUGCCAUCAGAAACCUUUUGCUUCAAGCCAGUAAUGUCCCGUAUCUUUGUUCGAUGCAUGAUAUCUUUAGCACAGCGCCAUAGAAAGAAGACCAAGGGAGUGAUAUCUGGUGAACGUGGUGGCCGAGGAAUUAGCCUAUCCCUUCCAAUCCACCGAUCUGAGGAGUAGCCAUUUUUUAGGUUUCAUUUACCAGAGCCUCUUUCACCAGCAGGAUACCUGAAACACACAAUUUAGUGUGAUUACAAACUUUAAUAAACAUGGCUUACAAUAAAACAAAUCUGGUUAAGAUAUCUUAUCAACUGCCUUUGUAGUAAAUUCUUAAAAUUGUAAAGAGACUUUAUGGACACCCUGUAUGUGAAAGCUGUACAGUAUACCGGGCUUUGCAAAAGUUCUGUUACAAUUGUUGAGACAUUCACGAAAAUGAACACAAAGAUUUUUGGUGCAAUAAGAUAAAACUUUUGGGUGGCCACAUUUCUGAUUAAUAUUAUCAUUAACACAUUUGCAAAGCCCGGUAUAACUCAAAAACUGCUGAUGAAGUGUUGCAAAUGUUGAGUAAAUCCAUAUUUUAUACACGAUAUGUCUUGUGAUGGCUGAUGGGCACUUUCUGCAAAAGACAACUGUGCAGUUGUUUUUCUUUUUUUUUUGUAAAGUUCUGUUGCUCUUAUAAAGGAAUAUGUAGGGAUUGACUUGGAAUAAAUAAUUUAUGCUACUUUCUUGGCAGGCAAUUACCGCACAAAUACAUCAAUUUACUUUGCAUGGUACCUAGAGAGGAAACUAGCUUUAGGAACAGGAGAGACAAAGGAAGUAAAAGUUUUAAUCUUACAAUGUAAAACAAAUUGCUGUGAGUAUUAUGUUUUGAAACUGGAUAACUUUAAUAUACUCUACCAGUCAAAAGUUCGGACACACCUUCUCAUUCAAUGCUUUUUGUUUGUUUGUUUUUGUGUUCUACAUCGCAGAUUAAUACUGAAGAUUAACAGUUUUGUGUUUACAACAUAAUUUCAUAGGCAUUCUUUUAUAGUUUCCGUAUCUUCAGUGUUCAUCUACAAUGUGUAAAAUAAUUAAAUGAAAAAGCAUUGAAUGUGAAGGUGUGUCCAAACUUUUAACCGAAAGUGUAUAUUUUGCGUUAGUGAGAUAGCAUUAUAGAUAUGUUAACAUGUAAAUAUUCAGUGUUGCAGCUGGACGAGAUGCCGCAAAUUUUAACUCAUUUCUGUCUCUGUAAAUACUCAGUCUUCCAGGUCAUGUUAAUGCUAAAACCUAAAUCCUCUUUUAGGUUCUUCAGAAAGUUUAUCCUCUCAUCUCGUUUUGAACUGAAUAUCUUCAAGACCCUAGAAGAGAAGUCCAGUUGGUGUUUACAGAAUCUGUUAUGGAUCUAGGAUAAUUUAUUUGCUGUUUGAUAGCCCGCUCUUUAAAAAUCUGUCAUCUUUUUUAUUUGGUAGUCCUGUGAAAUUAAAAGACAUGUGAUGA
Messenger RNA from Acanthochromis polyacanthus (spiny chromis), 2752 nucleotides. Its product is annotated as ras-related protein Rab-25-like. The coding region runs from base 282 to 917 and encodes 211 amino acids. Gene Ontology annotation, biological process: exocytosis. The record is from RefSeq and is a predicted model, not a curated record. Gene Ontology annotation, cellular component: recycling endosome. The transcript has 5 exons. NCBI's taxonomy places the organism in Eukaryota, Metazoa, Chordata, Actinopteri, Pomacentridae. Gene Ontology annotation, molecular function: GTPase activity; GTP binding.